Messenger RNA from Melampsora larici-populina 98AG31, 597 nucleotides. RefSeq lists its product as uncharacterized. The record is from RefSeq and is a predicted model, not a curated record. NCBI's taxonomy places the organism in Eukaryota, Fungi, Basidiomycota, Pucciniomycetes, Pucciniales, Melampsoraceae. Gene Ontology annotation, cellular component: cytosolic large ribosomal subunit; ribosome. Gene Ontology annotation, biological process: translation. Bases 1 to 597 code for a protein of 198 amino acids. The transcript has 4 exons. Gene Ontology annotation, molecular function: RNA binding; structural constituent of ribosome.
AUGGCCGCCGCAUCUAACCUUCGCUCUCAAAAGCGGCUCGCCGCAUCGGUCCUUGGAGUUGGAAAGAACAAGAUCCACUUCGACCCUACUCAACUUGCCGAGAUCGCCACUGCCAACUCUCGUCAAACCAUUCGAAAACUCCACAAAGAUGGAUUGAUUGUUAAACGUCAAAAUGUCCUUCACUCCCGAUCUCGAACCCGUGAAAUGCACGCUGCUAAAGCCAAGGGUCGUCACACCGGUCCCGGUAAAAGAAAAGGUACCUCUGAUGCCCGUAUGCCUACCAAGAUUCUCUGGAUGCGUCGGCAACGAGUUCUCCGACGACUGUUACGGAAGUAUCGUGAGGCAGGCAAAAUCGACAAGCAUUUGUACCACGCUCUUUACAUGAAGGCAAAAGGUAACGUGUUCAAAAACAAGCGUGUUCUUAUGGACUAUAUCCACAAGGCCAAGGCUGAAAAGACCCGUGAGAAACAUUUGGCUGAGCAGAUGGAAGUUCGCCGAAGCAAAAACAAGGCUGCUCGUGCACGCCGAACUGCAAGGGUUGAAGAAAAACGGGCUGCUAUCAUUGCUGUUGAGCAUCAGGCUGAGGAGAAGCAGUAG